AUGCGUCCCGCUUUACUUGUCCUUGCUUUCGGGGCCUUCGCCCCAACUUCGAGUGAGUUCGAUUCCUGGUCGUUCUGACUCCUCGGCUUGGACUCCGCUUUCUCCUCCCCCCACACGCGCCAAGCUCCGCUGGAGCUCGUCAUCUUAUGUGGGGUUUGGCCCAACCUGUAGUUGGGAGUUCAAAUACUCCAGGAAAGCUACUUCACGCACCAUCCCCUUUCUUGUCACUGACUGCAACUCGCACUUUUUCACCCCUAUCUCUCCCUCUCCCCGCGAACAACCUUCCGCACAGUUCUUGGAGCUCCUCGGCCUCAAGACCAGUCCUUGGCGCAGGCCGGUUCGAUCUUGAAGCGCUUGACCGACGGAGCCCGUCUUCAACCCCGCCAGGAUAUCGCUGGUGGACUCGGUAUGUUUCCUCUUACAACGUUGCAGGUCUCCGUCAUAGAUCGACGACUCACUUUGGACUCUCACUGCGGCUUCAUUACACACAGCCGCCUUGACAGAACUCGCUCAAGACGUUACUCAAAGCGCCUCGACCGGCAGGUGCCGCUCGGAAUGCAAUGGAUGGACCGGUGCUUUAAGGGUAAGAGGCCUUGGUCCCAUUUCCGUACGGUCAGCUUAUCAGGGAUUCGAUCGCUGAUCCGCCGCUAUGACGGCCCCGUUUUCCAGGUGUGCACUAACACCAACAGCGAUACGGAAGCGAUUGGAAGAUGUGCUUGCACCAGCAGCACCCUCUCAGAGAUGUCGGUGAGUUCUGCACGUUCAACGACGGACAGAGCAACCCAGCUCCGCGCUCAGGGGCCAGGCGCUGAGAUAAUUGACCAAUCCGACAGCCCUGUGCCACGUGCUUUGACUCGGCAGCGGGUUACACCAGUGAGUCGUUUCGCGUGGAUGAAUUAUGCCAUCGUUAACUGAGCCAUUGAGCUCCUCCUUCACCAGCUUUCGAAAACCUUUGCGAGUACCUGAACACGGGAGUGGUCCCUUCCUCCUCGGCGGCGGCUAGCAGUAUUUCGAGCGCAUCGUCGGCCAGUGUGUCUGCUUCCGCCACCCCUGCUAGUCAGAGCUCGGGUGAAGCUACGAGUUCGGCUGCUACUUCGUCGGUGGCUACAACUCCGACGGAGCCAGUCAUCACCUCGGCGCCGGCAACCACGGCGAGCACGGACCCCGCAGUGACGAGUGCCGCUGGCGCUGCAACCUCGUCCCGCGCCGCUUCGUCUGCCAAUGGUCGUGUCGACCUGGUGGCUGGAUCCGUUAUCGGUAGUUUUGCUUUCCUCUUUGCUUUGCUUGCCUAG
Molecule: messenger RNA, 1292 nt
Organism: Microbotryum saponariae
Lineage: Eukaryota; Fungi; Basidiomycota; Microbotryomycetes; Microbotryales; Microbotryaceae
Source: the annotation of a GenBank genome assembly